UUGACAGACGAGUUUCUGUUUCAAGACAGUAAGAACCAUACUGUUUGUAUAAAUCCAACAAAAGGAACUUUAAACGAGAAACCUAUAAAAGAACUUCUUUUGAAAGCAGAUGUUGACAACAAAGCUGACAAAGAGUAUGUCAUUGAAAAAGUUCAAGAAGAACAUGACAGAGCAGAUGCAACAUAUGCAACGAAAGAACAUACUCAUCCUGAACUAGCAGACAAAACAUAUGUUGACAAUAAAAUGUCAAGUGAAGUGACAAGAGCUGAAAACGAAUAUUCUAAAAAGACUCAUACACAUACCAUUGCAAAUAUUACAAACUUACAAGAAACCUUAAACAAGAAAAGUGACGUUGGACAUACACACGAUUUCUUCGCAACUGUUGGUAUAGAAAAUAUUGCAGGAACGGUUGAAGAACCUGAUGGAACUGGUGGGGAUGUAUUAAAUUGGAAACCUCCUAACUUUCCACAAGGUUUAACAUCGGAUGAAGACAUAACGACGAUGAAAUACACUAGAUGUAGAAAUGUCUAUGUCAUGGAGGAUGAAAACAAU
Molecule: messenger RNA, 552 nt
Organism: Trichomonas vaginalis G3
Lineage: Eukaryota; Parabasalia; Trichomonadida; Trichomonadidae
Product: phage tail repeat-like family
Exons: 1
Source: RefSeq, a predicted model, not a curated record